AUGCCCAACAUCAGGCAGAUUAAGACCUGCAGUCGAUGCCGCCUCCUCAAGCUUCGCUGCGACAGAACCAAACCCGCAUGUGAAAGAUGCGUUCAGGCCGAGGCCAGCUGCUCAUUUCUCCGCGACCACUCGUCACAACCAGCUGCAAAAGCAGAGCGUCUCACACAUGGGGAUCCUACGCGCUCAAGCUCGGAGCAAUCAUCAUCUCCAAGCGAUGAAUCUGCACCCGCAUCUGAUAUCGCCAGCGCUCAGGAAAUCCUUAAAACAGUGAAGAGAAGGAAGCGCGCGCAUCUCUCUUGCACGCGAUGCCAUCGACUCAAAGUCCGCUGCGACAAGAAGCUGCCGUGCUCGCGAUGUCGUAGCUCUGGCUGGGGUCAACAAUGCACAUAUACGCAUAGAGUUGAAAGCGAUCCAUCAGCUAGCGACGCGAGCCAAGAUGCCCUAUGCGCCGCGGCGCAUGAAGAUCCCAAACACAUUUACACAUCGUGGCAUACACGACGUCGUGGCGCGACUCACUGGAAAACACUUGUGUCACGGGUCGAGGCUUCAGCGCUCAAUCUUGGGCAUGUGUUUGUACACGGUAACAACCUGACAGUGCUUCAUGCUGACUGUCAUACCGACAUUGCCCUUCCCUGCAAUUUCCCUUUCAACAGUCCCGGUGCGAUGAAAUAUUCCUCUCUGGACAAAGUCUAUAGCCUCAUCCACAGCCAUUCAGAACACUGCAAAUCUUUUGUUGAUGGCUAUCUUGGCCUGUACCAGCCCGUGCAUCCCAUCAUCGAUCCUGCUCUCUUCGCUGAUCAGGCCAACGGUUUCUGGGACGACCCGACGCAGGUUGAUGUCUCUUGGUUAUCGUUAUAUCUCAUGGUAUUGGCGCUCGGCAGCUUCACAGUGACCCAAGAUGCAAAGCUUAUGGUUGAGCUUUGCCUGGCGGCUGAAGCUUGUCUUUCCAAAACGGCAUUCUUGGUCCGGCCAAGCAUGUCGGUGAUGCGGACCUUGUGUCUCAUUGUCGUCGUGAAACAGCUCUCCAACGGCACAUGUUGGUCGUAUGACGCAAGCUGGACACUGUUGGGUAUGAUUGUUCGUCUAGCUGUUUGCAUAGGCCUUCACAAGCCGCCGACUUCAACUCCUGUCGAGGUGAACGCGGUGACUUACUCUGAAUGGCAGUCUGGCCGUAUCUUGUGGGUAACAAUAGUCUAUUUUUGCAUACAAACAGCAGCAGUUACCGGUAUGCCAACUCUCCUCUCCUCGGAUGAUAUAUUGGAGGGACCAGAUGUACAGGAUGCUUCGUUACCCCAUGUCGAGGGAGUUGGUCCGUGGCUAUCGUUAUACGAUGCGUUUCCAACAAUAUGCAAGAUAAUCGCGAGAGUAAAUUCCGGCACAAAAGUACCAUACGAGGAAAUACUGGGUUACAAUGCAACCAUGAGACGGCUGAUGGCUGCCUCUAUGGAUCACCCCGAGUGCAACGACUCUUUACGUGCCAUCCUGGACAUCUUCUUUCGCCGUGUCUUGAUGGUACUCCAUCGCUGCCAUGCUCUAACCCCUGAUGCUCCAAUAAGAUAUCCCGUCUCUUACUGGGCUUCUCUCGAGUGCAGUCUAGCCAUCCUAGUUCAUCAUCGAGAUCUCUGCGAGCACCGUGGUGAUUCCGUCUAUCAGGAUCUAUUAGGCCGUUUAUACAAACUCGACUAUUUCGCCGCGGCGCUGACAGCUAGUCUUUAUUUAUUACAGAGAGAUGCGCCACUCGCACAGGGAUUCGCUAUACCGCCUCGACAGACGAUCCGCGAGACGUUGGAGACGUGCACCGAGAUAUGGGGCAGAGACAAGGAUAAGUCCAUUUGCUUUCGUUCUGGUUACAGGACAAUGACACAUAUUCUCGCCAUGCUGUCAGAGAUGGAUGGCAUGACUGAUCACGACUUUCGCACUCAUCAAUAG
Messenger RNA from Trichoderma gamsii, 1929 nucleotides. RefSeq lists its product as hypothetical. Gene Ontology annotation, biological process: DNA-templated transcription; regulation of DNA-templated transcription. Bases 1 to 1929 code for a protein of 642 amino acids. Gene Ontology annotation, molecular function: DNA binding; zinc ion binding; DNA-binding transcription factor activity, RNA polymerase II-specific. The record is from RefSeq and is a predicted model, not a curated record. The transcript has 2 exons. NCBI's taxonomy places the organism in Eukaryota, Fungi, Ascomycota, Sordariomycetes, Hypocreales, Hypocreaceae.